Erpetoichthys calabaricus (reedfish) is the source of this 1222-nucleotide messenger RNA. RefSeq names its product mitochondrial ribosomal protein L44 (gene mrpl44). Gene Ontology annotation, molecular function: double-stranded RNA binding; ribonuclease III activity. Gene Ontology annotation, biological process: primary miRNA processing; regulation of gene expression; rRNA processing. Bases 72 to 1049 code for a protein of 325 amino acids. The transcript has 4 exons. The record is from RefSeq and is a predicted model, not a curated record. Gene Ontology annotation, cellular component: nucleus. Lineage: Eukaryota; Metazoa; Chordata; Cladistia; Polypteriformes; Polypteridae.
UUUCCUUCUUGUCCCGUGUUUCUCAGUCGGAGCGUUGUAAAUGCUGCCCCGCUGUCAGACUGGAGGUGGACAUGGCGACCGGUUUCAUUGUAAGUCGUACUUUACCUCACUUCAGAGCUCUGUUUCACCGUGCUGGUAGAAGUGCUAUUCUGACGCAGACUAGAGAGAAGAAGCGAUGGAUGAAGUCCUACAUGAUGUUGAUGGAGAGAAAAAGAAAACUGGAAGGUCCUCCGCCGCCGAUGCCUCGUUCACAGCAGCCUAACUGGGAUUAUCAUGCAGAGGUUCAGGCGUUCGCCAACCGACUUCAAGAAGAGUUCACCCUUGAACAUCUGAAGACUGCUUUGGUUAAUCCCUGCUAUAUUUCCUCAGAAGAAGCCACCCGGCAUGAGCUUGGUUUCGAUAAAGCAACUGCAGUUCUGAACUUGAAAGAUAACCAAGAACUUUCAGAGCAGGGUUCAGAGUUCGUGCACGGCUAUCUCGCCAGCUGCCUUCAAGCGGCACAUCCAGACCUGCCUGCCGUGGGUGUGAAUGCCAUUUGUGAAUACUUGACGGGCCCGGAUGUCGUAUGCCAUGUGGCGAAACACCUUGCAGUGGAUGACCUGACCCUGAGUGCCGAGUUCCCUGUACCGAAUGAGGUUCUUCGCAAGACUUUCUUUGCUGUUGUCGGAGCAUUGCUUCAAAGCAGUGGAGCGCAGAGGUCUGCUGUGUUUGUAAGGGAUUUCCUAAUCACUGAGUUAAUUGGUAAGGACUUGUUUGAACUCUGGCCGGUCAGUAAUCCCAUGGGUCUGCUAGUGGACGAACUGAAGAAAAGGAGUCUUCCACUGCCAGAAGCACGGCUAACCAGGCACGCGGGAGCCAGCACUGUGCUGCCCUUGUACUUUGUGGGCCUGUACAGUGAUAAGAAGCUCAUAGCAGAGGGGCCUGGUGAAACGAUUCUGGCAGCGGAAGACGAGGCCGCAAGAGUGGCUCUGCGUAAAAUCUAUGGCUACACUGAAAACAGAAGGCCAUUGGAGUUUAAGAGCAAACAAGAACUGGGCUACAGCAGUUAGGAAUACAUAAAAAAAAAAAAUUCAAUAAAGACUCUACUGUUUAUGGGUUUUUAAGAAUUCAUUGACCGCUGUCAGCAGGUCACUUGUUAUCCUUGAAACCCCCUUUGUGUUGGACGGGCUGUUUUACUUUGUAUUUGGAGUGGGACAGAAUAUAAAUAAAAAUCAUUCAUAGA